Molecule: messenger RNA, 1643 nt
Organism: Alnus glutinosa
Lineage: Eukaryota; Viridiplantae; Streptophyta; Magnoliopsida; Fagales; Betulaceae
Exons: 2
Coding region: 129-1442 (437 amino acids)
Biological process (GO): microtubule cytoskeleton organization
Cellular component (GO): microtubule
Molecular function (GO): calmodulin binding; microtubule binding
Source: RefSeq, a predicted model, not a curated record
AUGUCAUGUAAGCCCAAAGGAAAAUUAUUUUUUCUAUUUAAGGAUAAGUUAUGACACCUUUAGAAACUGAAGAAAUAGUAGUUCUAAUUAAGGUUCUUUGAGGUAUCACUCAAAUUUCUUAGAGAUCGAUGUCUCGGUAUGGUUAUGCGAAUAGAGGCUACUCCUCCUACAAUGGAGUUCCGCCACGUGCUAACGAAUGGAGCGAAGCAAGCUACGCCUCCGAUGAUCAUGUGUGCCGGCCGGUCAUCGUCGAUGACGAGGGCCGGAAAAUGCCAAUUGUUAUGAGCAUCCCCGGCGUCUAUGACUAUGAGCAGAGGUAUGCUGCAAAAGUUGAGAGAGUUGUUGAGCAUGUCCGUGUACCUGUAUUCGCACAAUUCAGAAAAAGCUCCUCCCCACCCAAGAUUGAGCCUGCGGAGGAUUAUGGCUACAGAUAUAGCUCCCUGCCGCCAAAGGUUGAGCCAGAGAAAAUGUAUGGAAGAUAUAGCUCCCCACCAAAGAAGGAGACAGGGAAGGACUAUGGACACAGAAUGCAUAGCUCCCCACCAAAGGUCGAACCAAUGAAAGACUAUGGAUAUAAAGUGGAUCAGCCAAGGAAAGAUUAUGGAUAUAAGGCGGAGCCAGUGACGGACUAUGGAUAUAAGGCGGCUGAGCCAGUGAGAAACUACGGAUAUAAGGCGGCCGAGCCAGUGAAAGAGUAUGGAUAUAAAGCUGAGCCAAUGAAAGACUAUGGAUACAAGGCGGAUCGGCCUGUGAAAGACUAUGGAUACAAAGCAGAUCAGCCAGUAAAAGACUAUGGAUAUAAGGCUGCAGAUCCAGUGAAAGACUAUGAAUAUAAGGCGGCGGAGCCAAGGAAAGGUUAUGGAUAUAAGGCGGCUGAGCCUGUGAAAGAGUAUGGAUAUAAAACUGAGCCAGUGAAAGACUACAAUUAUGGCGGUGACAAAUGGCGCAGGCCUUCGAGUCCACCUGAAGAUCGCCCACAAGAAGUUGAGGAAUUCAUCACCAAAGUCCAGACCGAAGCUAGCCGACCCAACAGGUUCCCUAUAAAUCCAGCGAACAGGCGCCAAAUCCCUGUCGCAAACAGGAAUAAUGGUGACUAUGAUGAUUACUACCGCAGGAAUGAUGCCGCCAUGGAGCCAAGUCAACCAACCAUGGUCACAACCGGAGGCCGGAGUCAGCCAGCUCGUGAUGGCAAGCUCGGCAAACCUACUUCUGACAUUGCCACCGCCAUGGAGAAUUUGAAGGAGGCUGCAACGGCUUUAUCUGUCACAACAGGAGUACCAUACAAAAGAAACUCCAUUCCAGAAAUCAUUGACAGCAGGGAGGCUGCAAGGCGAUACAGCAAUUUGAACGUGCCAUCUAGGCCCGAAACAACUGGUGAGACUUACACACCAACCAUCACUAGUAAGGAGGCUGCUAAGAAGUAUGGCGGCGUACCUGUUUGAGAUAUCCAUGCUUCCUGCAGGGAGGUUAAUUUGCAUGGAAAUGUUAGCCUACUCUAUCAGUCUCUGUUUCCCCCCUGUUGUUUACCAAAUAAUUAGUAUAUCCCAUGUGGCUUUAUGAGUAUAUAAUUAAUCUUAAUGGCAUUCCCCUGAGGGCCUUCUUGUAGUAAUUAAGCAUAUGCAAUAAACUUCAGUAUUUUCUCA